CUUUCAGUUUGUGGCGAUAUCCAUGGACAAUUCUUUGACUUGAUGAAGCUGUUUGAAGUGGGAGGUUCUCCUGCCAACACACGAUACCUUUUUCUAGGGGACUAUGUUGACAGAGGAUACUUCAGUAUUGAAUGUGUGCUUUAUUUGUGGGCCUUGAAAAUUCUUUAUCCCAAAACACUGUUUUUACUGCGUGGGAAUCAUGAAUGUAGACAUUUAACAGAGUACUUCACAUUUAAACAAGAAUGUAAAAUAAAGUAUUCAGAACGUGUGUAUGAUGCCUGCAUGGAUGCCUUUGACUGCCUUCCCUUGGCUGCUCUGAUGAACCAACAGUUUCUAUGUGUGCAUGGUGGCCUGUCCCCUGAGAUCAAUACUUUAGAUGACAUCAGAAAAUUAGAUCGAUUCAAGGAACCACCUGCAUAUGGACCUAUGUGUGACAUCCUCUGGUCAGAUCCACUAGAGGACUUUGGAAAUGAGAAGACUCAGGAACAUUUCACUCACAACACAGUCAGAGGGUGUUCAUACUUCUACAGUUACCCUGCUGUAUGUGACUUCCUACAGCACAAUAACUUAUUAUCUAUACUCCGAGCUCAUGAAGCCCAAGAUGCUGGGUAUCGUAUGUAUAGGAAAAGCCAGACAACAGGCUUCCCAUCACUAAUUACAAUUUUUUCAGCACCAAACUAUCUAGAUGUAUACAAUAACAAAGCUGCAGUAUUGAAAUAUGAAAACAACGUUAUGAAUAUCAGACAAUUUAAUUGUUCUCCUCAUCCAUACUGGCUUCCAAAUUUUAUGGAUGUUUUCACUUGGUCUUUGCCGUUUGUGGGAGAAAAAGUAACAGAGAUGCUGGUCAACGUGCUGAACAUUUGCUCAGAUGAUGAACUUGGAACAGAGGAAGAUGGUUUUGAUGAAGAUCCUAUUUAUGCACAGAAGAAAGGAGCCACAGCUGCAGCUCGAAAAGAAGUUAUACGGAAUAAGAUCCGGGCAAUAGGGAAAAUGGCUCGAGUGUUCUCUGUACUGAGGGAAGAGAGUGAGAGUGUGCUGACACUGAAAGGGUUGACCCCAACAGGAAUGCUGCCCAGCGGGGUGCUGUCUGGAGGAAAACAAACUCUACAAAGCGCUACUGUUGAGGCUAUUGAGGCUGAUGAAGCUAUCAAAGGAUUCUCACCACAGCAUAAGAUCACAAGCUUUGAAGAAGCAAAAGGGCUGGACCGGAUCAAUGAGAGGAUGCCCCCGCGCAGGGAUGCCAUGCCUUCUGAUGCCAACCUGAAUUCCAUCAACAAGGGAAUCUCGUCAGAGACGAACGGCACCGACAGCAAUGGCAGUAACAGCAGCAAUAUUCAGUGACCCUUUCUGACUUGCAGGGAUAUUUUUUUUGUUUUUGAGCAGGGCACCGUGGGACUGCUGCUCAACAGCAGUUGGAUUUUCUUGCCUCUGACAGUAGCUUACCUGCUCUGGGGCCAGAUGUUGGAUUCAGUUUACAAUAUCAUCUAAGAAGAGAUAGUAAACUUUAUUGGGUGGGGUGGGGGUGGAGGUGUAACACCUCCUUGGACAUGCCUUUAAAAUGCUUGUAGAGAAAUAAAUGAAAGCUAAUGCUGGUCUAUAUUGCAAAGUUAGGGGAAUGAACAUGUUUUCCUAUUGCAUUGGAAACCUCUAGAUAUGUUAACUGAAAGGCCUUUUAUUAUUAUGUUACUGGACAUGACAACUUUGUCUGAUUUCUUACUAACUAUUGUACGUUUACAGUUGCAGCACUAUACAUGGACAACAUCCAAACCAUUUUUAACAGAGUGAUGUACAAACUAAAUAAGGAGACUAUUUAUUGAUAAUGUUUUGCUACUCUUGUCAGACAACGGCUAUCUAAAACAAAACAAAAAAAUAAUUAGGCAAUCUUUAAAAAAUAUAUAAAAGAAAAAAAGAAUGUUGCAAAUUUGUUAAAAAUGCCAAAAAAGACAAUUUAAUUUUGUAUACAUUAUGCUUACCUCAGGUUUCUUUAGUGUGCUUGAAUACCCUUCUUUAAUUAUAACAUUUACCUUAAUUAAUUUGGCAGUGAGAAAUCUUUUUCAUUUAUGUUUUUAAGGAAAAAAAACUGGAAUAACGAUAUCCUUUUUUUGUUUUCCUAGUUUCAGUUUAUAUUUAGGAUUAUUUUCUUUUUUUUCUUUACUUUUUUUUGGUAAAUCAAGUCUUGGUUGUGGCUUGCUGAAUUUAAAUAUUUAUGAGUGGUGCAUUUUUAAGUAUAGUGAACAAGACACCAUAUUAAGUGCAGUGAAAGCAUCUAUAUUCUGUAAAAAAUCUGCCUAUGCAUGUUUUUUAAGAAAAAAAAUUGGCUGUAUAGGCCUGUAUGGGACUGUAAUGCGCUUAGUGGUCUGACUUAUACUGGAAAUGUAUGUAUACUGGCGUACUUUAUAUUCUCUAAAAAAGAAAAUGCUAAUGCCUUUGAAAUUUUGUAAUCAAAAAAGCUUUGAAAAAAUCUAAGGGGGAGAGUAUUCUUAAAAGUUUUUAAUAUAAGCUUGUCAGUGCACAUAUAGAUGGUUAGCAUGUUUAGCAAACCUUGUGAAAUUUAAACUAAGUUUGUAGUUACACGUGAAACUAAAUGCAUGAGAACUGUUAACGUCAUGAUGAGUUAGUCAUUUUGUUACGUUCUGUCAUGUGCCACAAAAUGUGUGAUUUUUUUUUUCACUUUUUUUCCCUUUAUAUAUCAGUUACGGGUUACAACUGGUUCAGUCUUAAAGGAGGAAAAACCAACAAAACAGUCCACUGAUAUUUUUUAUCAAUUGUAUAAGUGCCCAAGUAAUUCACUACAGCCUACAGCCUUGCCUUUGUAAUUUGACUUAUGAAAUGUUGGCAAUCAAAGCAUGCACUUGUAACAAUGAAAAAAAAAGCAUUUUAUAUUACUACUCAAUAAAAAUGUGCAUGAACCUAGAA
Crotalus tigris (Tiger rattlesnake) is the source of this 2916-nucleotide messenger RNA. RefSeq names its product protein phosphatase 3 catalytic subunit alpha (gene PPP3CA). The transcript is spliced from 13 exons. The coding region runs from base 43 to 1341 and encodes 432 amino acids. The record is from RefSeq and is a predicted model, not a curated record. Lineage: Eukaryota; Metazoa; Chordata; Lepidosauria; Squamata; Viperidae. Gene Ontology annotation, biological process: calcineurin-NFAT signaling cascade. Gene Ontology annotation, molecular function: calmodulin binding; calmodulin-dependent protein phosphatase activity. Gene Ontology annotation, cellular component: cytosol; cytoplasm; calcineurin complex.